This is a messenger RNA of Manis javanica (Malayan pangolin), 4647 nucleotides long. It is a transcript of the gene SP5, whose product is annotated as Sp5 transcription factor. The record is from RefSeq and is a predicted model, not a curated record. Lineage: Eukaryota; Metazoa; Chordata; Mammalia; Pholidota; Manidae. Gene Ontology annotation, biological process: regulation of transcription by RNA polymerase II. Gene Ontology annotation, molecular function: RNA polymerase II cis-regulatory region sequence-specific DNA binding; DNA-binding transcription factor activity, RNA polymerase II-specific.
AGGAGCGGUCAGCCGCCUGCCGUGCCCUCCACAGCGUCCUCCAGGACUUCUGCCGGAGACAGAAUACGUUUUUCCCUCGGGUGUAUAUUGUGAGCUGUUCUGGGCGUCCUGCCAAGCGUAGCUUUGGGGGUAAGCGCGGCUCGGGUGCAUUUCCCGUCUCACUAUUCGCAAAACUUGUGGCCCAAGAAAACUUCCAGGUCGCCAGCAGCAACGUCACUAGAGAGCCCCAGACGCUCGUCGGAGAGACAGCCCCGGAGCGUGCCCGCCACCCACCCUCGCCCUGGGCGGCGGCCCGGGUCGCCGCCCUGCCCGCGGCUCCACCGCGGAGAGGCUAGGCGCGGCAGGCGGCGGGAGCGGGGCGCGCGGCCUUCGGGCUCUGUGUGUCUCCCGCCCCGCCCCGGGAAGUCCCUUGGGCCCGCGGUGUGCGUAGGCCAGUGCCUGUGCUAUCCCGGUACCGGGUAAGUGCCAGGGGAAGUGACAAUUACCCUCAUCUUCGUCGCAGAGUCUCGCGCCUGGAAGCUAAAGGCAGAUUUCUCUGGAGAUAACAAAGACACUUUGUCACUUUGGGAGCUGCCUCGGUGCAAAUCUUUAAUUGCAAGUGGGAGUGGGGGAAGACGGAGAUCGAGUGUCUCAAGCAAGCUAAGCGCGGGUCUCCAGGCGGCAAGGCACCCUUUGAUCAGGAAAAUCCAAUUAUUUGUGUAUAUACAUUUCCCACAUAGUGAUUACUUCAUUAAUUGUCCCGCCUUUAUCUCCUCCCUUCCCAUCCCCCCUAAUAAUCAGUUCUUUUAUCCAGACCAACAAACACACCAUAGGAGCUUUGUGGAUUCAAAGGAUUUGCUUUCGCUUCUGAAAGAGCCGCUAUUCUUUGAUGAUUGGGUAGCGGCAAACUUCAAAGCCAUAAAUCUUCCCUCUGACUGGCUGGCGGCCCAGCAAAGUCCUUAUCAAAUUCUUGGAGGUGAUCCUGAAGCGCUCAGACCGCGCGCGGAGCGAGCAAGCGGGGUGCGGCAAGGGACACAGGCGGGGAGGGCCUCGGCGCGCGGAGGGGGCGCCGGGGAGGGACGCCGGGUGGCUGUUCGCCCUCGUCUUCGGGUCUCCAUGCCUCGGCAGCGCCCAGCUCCGCAGCCAAGGGCCAGAAAGCUGUAGCCAUGGCCGCCGUGGCUGUCCUCCGGAACGACUCGUUGCAGGCCUUCCUUCAGGUCAGAGCUGGGCUCGGAGGGGGCGAGGGAAAUGCGGCAACGGUCGUGUCCGGAUCUCUCCUGGUACUCUGUGCGCCCUAAAUCUCUAAGAGAUCCUGGGUCGGUGGAUGCUUCUGCAGUCAGACCUCGGGGUGCCCAAGCCAACUUCACACCUAACCUGGUGUCAAGAGUGUGGCCUUUGGGAGUUAGGACGCGCAGAUUCGGGAGCUUUUCGGACUCCCGCGUCUGGCUUACAACAGGGCCUGCGCGCUCACUGCUGGGCCCUCCUGCUAAUUUCAGCCUGGGACCAGCAGGGAAGAGCGCUAGACGACCGCGGAAAUGGGAGCUUGAGAGAUGGGAGGGAAGGCGGCUGGGCAGCCGGGUUGUGGGUGUUUCCAAACCUGUCCUGACCGCGGAGCCGGAGAAGGCCCGUCGAAUCCCUGUCCUCUCCUACUUUGUGCUUGCUUCCUCUGAGGCUGGAAGGACCGCACCCCCAGCGCCUCCCCGGACCUGGGAAAACACUCGCCCCUGGCGCUGCUAGCCGCCACCUGUAGCCGCAUCGGCCAGCAGGGAGCUGCGGCGCCCCCGGACUUCCUGCAGGUGCCCUACGACCCCGCGCUGGGCUCGCCCUCCAGGCUCUUUCACCCUUGGACCGCAGACAUGCCCACUCAUUCUCCCGGCGCGCUGCCGCCCCCGCACUCCAGCCUGGGGUUGACGCCGCAGAAAACACACCUGCAGCCGUCUUUUGGGGCGGCGCACGAGCUGCCGCUCACACCCCCUGCUGACUCCUCGUACCCCUACGAGUUCUCACCGGUCAAGAUGCUGCCCUCGAGCAUGGCGGCGUUGCCCGCCAGCUGCACACCUGCCUACGUACCCUACGCGGCACAGGCCACGCUACCGCCUGGCUACUCCCACUUGCUGCCCCCACCUCCGCCUCCACCGCCGCCCACGUGUCACCAGCUGUCCCCUAACCCGGCCCCGGACGACCUCCCGUGGUGGAGUAUCCCGCAGGCGGGCACCGGUCCGGGAACCUCUGGGGUUCGGGGGGGCAGCCUCUCCGGCGCCUGUGCUGGUGGCUCCCACGCGCCCCGCUUCCCCGCCUCGGCGGCUGCCGCCGCCGCCGCCGCCGCCGCCCUGCAGCGGGGCCUGGUGUUGGGCCCGUCGGACUUCGCGCAGUACCAGAGCCAGAUCGCUGCGCUGCUGCAGACCAAGGCCCCCCUGGCGGCCACGGCCAGGAGGUGCCGCCGCUGCAGGUGCCCCAACUGCCAGGCGGCGGGCGGCGCCCCGGAGGCAGAGCCAGGUAAGAAGAAGCAGCACGUAUGUCACGUGCCGGGCUGCGGCAAGGUGUACGGCAAGACAUCGCACCUGAAGGCGCACCUGCGCUGGCACACGGGCGAGCGGCCCUUUGUGUGCAACUGGCUCUUCUGCGGCAAAAGCUUCACGCGCUCAGAUGAGCUGCAGCGGCACCUGCGGACUCACACCGGUGAGAAGCGCUUUGCCUGCCCAGAGUGUGGCAAGCGCUUCAUGCGCAGCGACCACCUCGCCAAGCACGUCAAGACGCACCAGAAUAAGAAGCUCAAAGUUGCUGAGGCCGGGGUCAAGCGGGAGGACCCGAGGGACCUGUGAGCCCACCAGGGUGACUAGGUCUCUCACGCUUUGAAGUCCCUAGCACCUCUUCUGGGAGGUUCUGGGGGCCUGUGAGUAUCUGGUAGAGGACACCCGACAGGGACCGUUUGCCUUUCCUCUGCCCACCUACCAAAGCGACGCCAGGCUCCCAAGCUUCCCUGGCCAGGGACAGGUAGAGCUCUGUGUCACUCAAAGGCGGUUUGAAGCCCUGAACCAUUCCCAUCGUCUGGGAGAACUACAUUUUGGGGGAACCACCCCGUGCUGGCAUUGUAUAUAGGAAAUGCGUUAAAACGAAGGAACCUCGGGGAAUUUGAAAUAGUGCUCGGGUUUUUGUUGUUUUUUGCUAGGACCGGGCCUGGCUUUGUACAGAUUAUUUAAUAGCUUUGUUAAAGAUUAAUUAUAAAAACUGUAACAUUAAUAAAAUGUUACCUUUGUCUUUAGCUCCAUGCAGAGCUACAGCAUGAAAUGUCUCUGUAAAGCAAUCAGUUGCAGUGUGAAAAUAAAUAAGUUAAUUCCGGGGUCAUCUCGGGAAGACCCGGCUGAGCCGGUCUCGUUUGAUCUUUUCUUCUGGGGGAGCUUUACAAAGCGGUCAGGUUUCAUUGGCAAGACCGUUCCUGUGUCAGAAGCUGCUUUAGUUUGGAAGGUCCUCUGGCAAGCGUGCUGGGUACAUGGAUGAAGUAGGGCGGGGUCAGUUUUGUGGUACAGAGGGCAGGUAGGGCAAGGUUUUCCAGCUACACUUUGAGUUUCUCAAGCGGCCUCAGGACUUGACCAGACACUUUCUAGCGUCUCUUAAAAGUUUGGUGCCUGUUGACAGUAAAUUCUUUUUAUCUGGCGAUUUACCUGUGCUUUCUAUUUGGUAUUCUCCGGGGCAGAAGACUCCCUCGAGCUGUGCUUCCUCCCGGUUGCUGGUUGUGUCUGGAGGGAUGCCAGAGACUCCAGGAUCUGUUCACAGAUGAGACUUGGGAGAGUUACAGAGAAACGGGGGGCCCUUGUUCAGGUUGGUCUUUGCCCAGGGAAGAAGCGUCGGUCCUGUAUCUCAGCCCCCUCAUGAUGUACAGCACUGUGUUGCUUGUUUUCUUCUUAAUCAUUUUGCUUUGGAAAUCCUAAAUCUUGCUUCACAAUAGCCACUUAGGGAUUCGUGGCCAGACCUGGAAGGUUAGUUUCAUUUUGUAUCUUGGGAUUUUACUUUCUUAAUCAUUGAAGUAGACUAGGAUUUUCUCAGGGAGGAGCCAGGAAUACUCACAUAUCUUCAUUUCUUGCCUGUCUCUAAAAUUUGAAGUUUUCAAGUGUUCUUUUUUUCAAGUGUCUCAACUCAGCUGGCUCCUAGAUGUUCUAAUAUUUGAGUUUUUAAGCCUGAAACUUAAAUCCUAAUUUUCUGAUUUAAAAUUAGCAAAGAACAGAAAAUGUUUUAAAUUUUGUUAAUAUGUUAAUAUGGUAUAAUUUAUGCCAAAUUUCAGUGGAACUGAAUAAUCUUCUCAUGGUAGUAGAAAUGAAUAAAAAAUUGAUAAGAUUUCACAGUUUACAAACUGCUGUUACCUUCCUUUUCUUUGAAGCCAUAUUGAAGGGUAAGGUCUUAAAGCUGGGAGAGUUGUACUUGAGACUUACUGUAUUAAGUAAAAUGUAAACAACAUAAUUGAAAUAAAAAUUACUUUUAUACUCCUAAGAAAUAGCAUUUUUACUUGUUACUUGGAACUAGGUAGUAAAUGAAUAUUAGAAUCAUUGUGGAGAUAAGCCUUAUUAGAACCAGUUACUCUCAUUAGAGGUUUUGGAACUAUUUAAUGACAAAUUAGAUUGUGAGCCUUUAGGGUUCUUUAUCCAGGAAGGGACAGUUUGGGUUAGCUAAAUU